CUAUUACGCCGGCCAAACCGCCGUGUGGGCCAUCGCCAACCCCAAACCUUCGUCCCAUCCCCAUAACCGCACACACACACACACAAACACACUCUCCCGACCCUCGACCACCCGCUCCCCGCCCUUCUCCCCACGAAUCCCAGUGACCACCGGCCAUACCCAUACCGCAACGGCCACCUGUAAUUCCAUCCGUCUCGGUGCUUCCUGCGUCGCUGUUCUUUGAUCAUCCAUUUCGGCGCGUGUUCGGGCACACGUCUGUCAGUUGUCUGCUGUCUGUCUCUUCGCCUCUUUCGCCCUUUCACCCUUUCACCCUCUUCCCCCCCACCCUUCCAAAACAGGCGUCAACCCCAGCUCCGUCGAACCCGUCAAACUCCGUCCCGUCCCGUCUUCUCCUGCCAGCCUCUUUCCUGCAUUUUGUCGUCUGUCGCCGUCGACCUCGUGGUAUUCUGGACCGUCGACUUGUUGCGCGCAUCGCACGUAGCCUCCGAUUGAUCCAACUCGAUCUCGCCCGUAUUCAUCCGCUACCAUCUGGACGCUGGUGCUAGGAGGGUGAGCCCGGCAGUAAUAUCUCGCGAAAACCGACGACGCUCUGCACCAACAGACGAAUCUCGACGCCAAUUGACCCGCCGACCGUCGCUCGAUACACUCCUCAACGCUUGCUCACUGGCUGUGGAAUUGGAGGGUUCUCUUGUGCCUGAUCUGUCGACGUUCCUUUCUCGCGAGGCCGAUGUCCCAUCAUGGUUAAAUUGCGAUUGGUUUGUGUUGCCGCCAUCAUCAACACACCGUCCAUCUCCUCUUCACCUGCGCAAUAAGACCUAGGUGGUCGUUGUCGACCAAGAAUCGGAGCCAUGGAUCCAUUACAUAUCACCGAGUUCGGUUCGGAGCGCUAUCUCGAGAAGGUCCAACAGUUUCAGGCCCAGACAGAGGCAAAUGCUUCCCAAGGGCAGGGGGCAGUCUCGACGCUCCUCCAGUCCCCCUUUAUUCUCCCUAUUCGCGAGUCCGGCGCCACGGGCUCAGAUGUCGGGGCCAAGUCGAACGAGCAAAAGCGUCCGGAAAAGAAGGGAUUCAGCUCCUGGAGGAAUAGAUUUACCAAGCCCCCAGCAGUCCCACCUUCGAGUAUCUGUGAACAGCCCGAACGUCGUCCCUCGUUGCCAGAAUCGACAACCAAACAGCCGCUGCCUUUCGACCAUUUGUUUGCCGCGCUGCCGAACGAACUGCAGGUCGAGAUCAUCGCAUCACUUCCGCUCUCUGAUGUCUUGAACCUUCGACUGGCUUCGAAAUCCCUUCACGCUCUGGUAUCGCUGAACGAAGUCCCCAUCACACGCUACCACCUUGACUACCACAUACCCGCGUACGCCAAACGGCUCUACCCUUUGCCCCAGGGGCGUUCGCUCAACUUUCACUAUCUGUGCGGAAUUUGGCAUCGGCUACAUGUUGCCGCCAAGCUGUCUCACCUAAUGUGCCAGUUGAUAAUCAGAGAACAGUUGCUCCUCAACACUGAAGAAAAGAGGAGGCAGUACGCCCCUCAAACAGAGCGGAUGCGUCGCCGUCUGAUUCCUAUUUUGUUUACCGUGUUCCAUUUCUUCGAAACGUACCGGAAGCUUCACCUCAAAUACAUGGCCGAACACGACGGCUUCGGCCUAUCAAAGACGCCUUAUACGGUCAAUCCAAUCGAGGCCGAGAUCAUGAACAUGUACGACGACCGCACACUUCUGCGCGUUCAUGAGGCCUUUCCCCUGGUAAUAUGGGCCUUUUGCAGAAGGCUCCGACCACCAUCCUAUGUCGGCCGCGUCGAACGAUCGCUGAGGGGUUACCUUAAAGAGAGACCACCUGACGAGGUCCAUGUUGCAGUGUUGUGCCUCGGUGGCAUGCGGGAAGUCUUGAGGCUCUGGGAGGUGAAGGGUUACAAUGCACGGCGGGCGGCCGUCGAUGCUUGGUAUGAGUCGAUUCUCCAUGAACAACCGGUGGAGCCGGAGCCGAAAAGAAGACGAGGGAUGCUUGGCCUCAAGAGGAAGAAGUCUUCUUUCAACAUGGGCAAGACGAAUGGUCAUGGGCACGAGGCACAGCACGGCGCAAACGACGUGAGCGCGGCACGCGGGAAACAGCCAGACAGCCUCGUUUUUCACACCAGCUUAGCGGCUGGUAUGCCCAUGGCCCCCCUGAGCAAGGACGAAUCCAAACUGUUAUACCCUGAUCUUCCGGUGCUGCAACGAAUAUGGCUGGUCACAGCCGAGGCCAUGAUCUUGGAUCGCAAAAUUGUCGAACGACCGGCACAUAUACAUCGCAACGCCCAAGUAUUUACCGAUUUGAUUUCCGAAAGCGGCAUCGAUGAAGAAGACCAGUGGCUCUAUGGUACCACCGCACCGGAGUCUGUCAGGCCGAACCUGGACGCUAUUGAAGAAGACCCAGAUGAAUAACCGGAAAGGAGUCCGGUGAAUUUUUAUCACGCGGCCUCUGUUUAGCCAGCAACAAAGACGAUCUGCUGACGUCCGCUCACUACAUCACCGGAAAAACACCCUCUUACGUCAUUAUUUUCGGCCUCAUGAAGAGACGGCGGCUGUAAAACAUCGAUACCAAGACAUUUCUACAAAGACACAAUUUUCAUUUGUCCGUUAUGGGGUUAUAAAAGCAUUUACGGG
This is a messenger RNA of Podospora pseudopauciseta, 2639 nucleotides long. RefSeq lists its product as uncharacterized. Bases 849 to 2417 code for a protein of 522 amino acids. NCBI's taxonomy places the organism in Eukaryota, Fungi, Ascomycota, Sordariomycetes, Sordariales, Podosporaceae. Gene Ontology annotation, molecular function: protein binding. The record is from RefSeq and is a predicted model, not a curated record. The transcript has 2 exons.